UUGAGUUCAUUUACGCGUAAUAUAAUGUCAUCGCGUCAACAAAAGUAUAAACAGAUGCCUAUUGGUUUUGGUAACAUACAAAAGGGUCGUGCUGUUCGUAACAGGGAACAAAAUGAAUUGCGGAAAUAUCGCAGGGCGGAGAUUGCAAUGGAUAAUAGAAAUGGAUUGGAUACACGUGCUUCUGUAUCGCAGAAUACAGAAACAGAGGUGCCUGGUAAUGUACGAAAUCGUACAUCUAAACUUCUAACGUGGAGAACUGAACGCGAUAAACGUAAAAUUAUGGAGGAAGCAAAAAAGGUACGUCCAUUUGUAGUUGGUUCUGUGCAUCAUAAAAUGUAUUCUCCGGUGACCACGGAUGAAGAUGUAUCGAUUGUAAAGGUACAGAAACAAACUGUACCAUUGGUACCUAACCCUCCUUCGAAAAGAAUUACUAAAGCCACAGAAAAGAGGUUGUUGUAUAAAGCACAAGCAAAGAAUGUAACUCCUUCAACAGGUUUAAAUACUAACGGCACUAAGGAACAAAAAGUUCAAAAGGGUAAGGAGCAGAUAACUGUAAAGAAACAGGAGCAGAAAACUGUAAAGAAACAGGAGUUGAAAACUGUAAAGAAACAGGAGCAGAAAACCAUAAAGAAACAGGAGUUGAAAACCAUAAAGAAACAGGAGCAGAAAAAUGUAAAGAAACAGGACCAUUUCCAUGCUUCGUCUAAUUAUAAUUUGAAGCAUUCAAUAGGACCCCACCAGAGGUUAGCGUUUGGUAGAACAGCCAUACCAUUGCCUAUUCCGACGAAGAAAGACACUGCCCCAUCUUUGAAAACAACAAGGGCAAGUAGAACUGGCACUACCAAAUUUAUUGUAGGUGACAAUCAUGAUCAAAAACACAAUGCGUUAGCAAUGGUCGAUGUGGAAAAAGAUACGCAUGAAUCGGAUGAAAGUUCUAUCGAAACCAUAAAAUUAAAUAUUUCAUCGGAUGAAAAUGAAACAUUUAAUAUAUCGAAUGAUAACGACAACAAGAAUAAUAUUAUCGCAAAUGAUGAUGAAAAUAGUAACAAGGAAGAAGAAGAACAUGAUAAAUCAUGUAAUAACAGUGUUAAAGAAUCUCAAAUAAUACUUAAUAAUAGUGCUAAAGUAACACAGUCUUCCUCGAAUAAUAAUACACCUACAUCAGCCGACGCCAAUUCCCCUAACGAACCAGUGUUCUUUUCACCAUAUGUAGUUACCAGUCGUGGGAAAAGUAAUGCUAGGAAAGAGCAACAGUUGAAACGUGGUUUCAGCCUUAACUCUUCAAGAAACGACAACAUUCCCACAAAAGAUACCGUUAUGAAAAAUUUAAAUAUUUCGAUCGAGGAGGAAGAACGCACUGCGCAGUAUUUUCAAUUUCUUUUAAACAAGGAAAUAGAUAGAUUAAGAGAAUUAUGCGAGAAAUGGGAAAGGGUGAAAACGGAGGCCACAGAAAUCACAGAAGAUGCACAAUACCAAAUUAUUCAGGCUAUUGGACAAACGAAUUUGCUAAUAACUAAGAAGUUUGAAAGAUUUCGCGGUUUAGUUUCCGAUUGCGAGACGGGAAAGGGAGAAAUGUUAGUCACGUGUAAAGAUUUACAAGGAUUCUGGGACAUGAUGUACAUGGAAGUAAAGAAUUGUGAUUUGAGGUUUGAAAAGUUAGAACAACUCUGUUCGCGAAACUGGGAAGAAGAGGAACCGUCUGCCAUUAUCAAGCCGCUUGUUAAAAAGAAAAAGAUUGCGAAUAAAAGAGUCGUGCCUACAAAGUCAAGUUCAAUCAGGGCGUUUUUGGCAAGAAAUAGAAGGAAACAAGAAACAAGCGUUGAAAACAGUAUAAAAGCGGCUAAAAUUAUAAGUAACAAAGAAUCAAUCAAUAAACACAGACUGAGUGGAAGCAGCCCUAAUGUAAAAUUUAAAACAAGAAGAUAUAAAUCAAUGGAUUUCAAUAGCCACAAACGUGCAUCUCUUAAACGCAAUGGAUCAAGAUUUACUCUGUUACGAGAAGUACAAUUAUCCGAAUCCAGAAAACCUCCAUCUUCUCUAAAUCUAACGAAAGUAUCCUGUUUUAACGAUACUAUAACACCCGGGAAAAGUAUACUAAAGCAACCAAAGAAUUCAGUUAAAAUGGAGUCCAAUGCGAAAACAACUCAUAAAGUGAACUUCAAUGAUACAGUAGAAUUAAAUGAAGUUCAAGUCGAUGAAGAAACGCAAAGAAAGAUGGAUUUAGCUACAGCAUUUGCUAGAAUAGACAGUCUUGACUUUGAUUGCCCCGAAGAAAAUGAAGCAAUUCAUGCAGAAAGGAAAUUAGAUUUUACUAACAGCAGUUUCCUUGAAAUGCAAGAUCCUGAAAAGGAAAACGCAUUAGUUCCAACUAUACAAAUACAAUCCGCGACACCGUUGCAGGAGUCUGUAUCAAAUAAUAAUUUAAACGCGUCGUCACGAAGGGUAGACUUCAGGAGACAGCAUGCUAUCGAUGAAAAUGACGAAAUAUUUUAUGAAACUGAUAAAGUAUUCGAUGAAGCUGACAAAACAUCUGAAGAAACCGACAAAACAUCUCAUGAAACUGCAUUGCUGAACACUACAAUUUCCAUGCCAUUUGUAGGAAUGACUGACGUUGCAGAUUUAAAUGUAUUGAAAGAAAAAUCGGGGAACGACGAGCCUGUGAAUGAUAAAGAAGAAGUAGAUAAUGCCAAUGAAAGUGUAAAAGUUUUGAGAACUAGAACUGUUAUUACAGGAAAUACACCUCAGCCUAAGAGAAGAUAUUCGCAGAAAUUAUCUCUAAGUGUAAACGAAUCAGAGCAUAAGGAAAAUAAAACUCCUUUGGGAACGAGAAGAAGUUCCAUGAGAAUCACUGCCAGAAAUAAUGAGAAGAUUAAUUCGAAGAUAGAUUUGCAGGUUGCUACGGAUAAUUUGAACUUGAGUGAAAAAGUUGGCAAGAGGAGGUCCAAGAGGAACGUCAAAUUUUCAGACUCCAAUGAUACUACAGAAAAUGAACCAGUAUUUCCUAUGACUCCACACGUUCGACGAAGUAAAGUACAGUCUACUGAAACAGGACGAAAAAGUGCACAUACAGAAGAUGAUGCAUCAGUACAAACUCCAAAGGAAGUUCCUGCACGGGUUAGACGAUCACGGAAUAGAAAGGCAUCGUCCGUGGAUGAAUAGUAAUUUAAUCGUACAACAAUUUUUCCAAAAGUUUGUUACAAUUAUAUAGCGAUGUUUAAUUUUCUUAAUUUAAAUUUU
Messenger RNA from Colletes gigas, 3237 nucleotides. RefSeq lists its product as uncharacterized. The record is from RefSeq and is a predicted model, not a curated record. Gene Ontology annotation, cellular component: spindle pole centrosome; nucleus; cytoplasm. Bases 25 to 3159 code for a protein of 1044 amino acids. The transcript is spliced from 4 exons. Lineage: Eukaryota; Metazoa; Arthropoda; Insecta; Hymenoptera; Colletidae. Gene Ontology annotation, biological process: signaling; chromosome segregation; kinetochore assembly. Gene Ontology annotation, molecular function: microtubule binding.